Malassezia japonica is the source of this 540-nucleotide messenger RNA. RefSeq names its product ubiquitin-specific protease otu1 (gene OTU1). The transcript is spliced from 6 exons. Bases 1 to 540 code for a protein of 179 amino acids. Gene Ontology annotation, cellular component: nucleus; cytosol. Gene Ontology annotation, molecular function: cysteine-type deubiquitinase activity. Gene Ontology annotation, biological process: endoplasmic reticulum unfolded protein response; protein deubiquitination. The record is from RefSeq and is a predicted model, not a curated record. NCBI's taxonomy places the organism in Eukaryota, Fungi, Basidiomycota, Malasseziomycetes, Malasseziales, Malasseziaceae.
AUGCGCCGUGCAUUGCGGCAGCUCGCCGUCGAACUCUUGCGCAAGGACCCGGAUACGUAUUCGAGUGCGAUUUUAGGCGAGUCGCGCGAGUCCUACUUGGCCAAACUCGUGAAGCCCACAACAUGGGGCGGCGCGGUGGAGCUGGCGCUAUUUGCCGCUCACUUCCAGGUUGAAAUCUGGUGCUGGGACGCCAAGAGCGGCGUGUGCCACAAGUUCGGCGAACAGCAAGGAUAUUCGACGGCAUGGCUGCUUGCCUACGCUGGAAUCCACUAUGACGUGUUGGUCGGGCUUCCAACGCCUGACGCGCCGCCCGAGCGUGGCACCACUGCUUUCGCCGUGUCGCAGCCGGGGCUCACAGACGCGUGCCAGCACCUUGUCACGCAGCUGCAAUCGCAGCACUACUAUACGGACACGGCGACCUUUUCCAUCACAUGCCGCACCUGCGGCCAGCGUCUCGAAGGCGAGAAGGGCAUCGCGAUGCACGCCCAGCAGACUGGUCACUCUGACUUUAGUCAGACAGAAGAAACCCUUUCCCAGUAG